CUACCUACUCUUAGAUUAUCUGUGACAAGAUGAUGAGUACAAGUCAAGAGGACGAUACUUUGGACACUUUCCUCCAAUAUAUAGAAGAUAUGGGUCUUAAGGCGUAUGAUGGCCUGGUAAUACAGAAUGCUUCGGACAUUGCGCGAGAAAAUGAUCGCUUGAGAAAUGAAACCAACCUGGCUUACUUAAAAGAGAAGAAUGAAAAACGUCGGAAGCAAGAGCAUGUUAUUAAACGCAUUGGUGGCGAGGUGGUAAGAGGAAGUGAAGGGAGUUACAUCAAUAAACACUUCCGCAUGGGAUUUAUGACAAUGCCUGCACCGCAAGACAGGCUACCACAUCCAUGUUCUAGUGGAUUUUCUGUCCGCUCACAGUCCCUCCAUUCUGUCGGUGGCACUGAUGAUGACAACAGCAGUUGUUCUAGAAAACAACCUCCUCCGAAGCCAAAACGAGAUCCAAACACAAAGCUAAGCAUUUCAUCUGAGACUGUUAACACUGGAACGCUAGGCAAGAGUCCAAAGUUUACAGACAGGACAGAUGUGACAGCAAAGCAAAGACCUCACAGUGACGAGUACACAAAGAAGAUUCCUCCACCCAAACCCAAACGGAACCCAACAACUCAUCUCAGCACAUCAUUUGAUGAAACAUACAUCAAAAAGCAUGGUCCAAUGAAGGCCCGCCUGUUCAGAGAAUUAUCUUCAUCUCAGCUCAGCAGUGCUUCUCUAGACCGAGAUGAUGAACCUGUUUAUAUAGAGAUGGUAGGAAAUAUAUUAAGAGACUUUAAAAAAGAUGAGGAAGACCAAUGCGAGGCAGUGUAUGAAGAAAUGAAAUAUCCUAUAUUUGAUGAUGUAAGUCAAGAUUCCAGGUGUCUUUAUGAAAUGGAUCAUAUUAGUUGUUCUUCUCAGUGUCCUACUCCUACAGUGCCUGAUUUAGAAUUCACCAAGUCCUCAGUACCAUCAACUCCCAAAGGCCAGACUUGUGAUAUUCCCCCUCCAUUUCCAAAUUUACUCUCUCAAAGGCCUCCUUUAUUGGUGUUUCCACCAGCACCAGCACAGUGUUCACCAAAUUCAGAUGAAUCCCCUCUAACUCCUCUCGAAGUGGCAAAGCUUCCUGUGUUAGAAAAUGUGUCUUACAUAAAGCAGCAAACUGCUAGUUCACCAUCUUCACAUACAGCACACAUUCCAGGGCAUCAGAAAGUGGAGAAAGACCAAGCAGUAGUGGUGCAUGGAAGUACUUCAUCUGGGCAUUCCUCUUCACCACCACAUGCUUCAGCAACAUACAGAACACAGUCACCCCAUGGCUAUCCUAAAAGUCAUUCUGCUUCUCCUUCCCCUGUAAGCAUGGGUAGGUCACUGACUCCUCUAAGCCUAAAACGGCCUCCACCCUAUGAUUCUGUGCAUUCAGGAAGUCUUUCAAGAAGUUCUCCAUCAGUGCCUCAUUCUACUGGCAGAAAUACACCACAAGAAGGGAAGUCGAUGCAUUCAUCUACCAGUACUUAUUGUGCAUCUCAAAGCAGCUCACGUUCCAGAACACCAACAAGUCCCCUUGAGGAAUUAUCAAACCUCUUUACCUCAGGAAGGAGUCUGCUAAGGAAGCCCUCCAGUGGAAGACGUUCUAAAGAACCUUCAGAAAAACCACCGGAUGAAAUGAAGGUCAGGAGUCAUAGCACAGAACCCUUACCAAAGCUGGAAAACAAAGAACGAUCUAGUCACCAUUCCUCACCAUCCUCUAGAGAGACGAUAAAAGCUCAGGAAUGGGAUGGAACUCCAGGCCCAACUCAUGUUUCCAGCCGACUUGGAAGAUCGUCUGUCAGUCCAACCAUGCUAGCAGGAAACAAUAACACGGAAAUGAAAAUCAGCUGCAAAUUAGGUCGAUCUGCUUCCACGUCAGGUGUGCCUCCUCCUUCAGUAACUCCCCUCAGGCAAGCCAACGAACAACUACAGAGCCAGAUGACCCCUAUGCAGUGGCUUUAUGGUGACCACAAAAUGAUGGACAUGAUUGAGAAAAAGCGUACUCUGUGCAAAGAGAUUAAAGCAAGACAAAAAACAGAAAAGGGACUCUGUAAGCAAGAGAGCAUGCCUAUCCUACCCAGCUGGAAGAAGACCAACGGGUCAAAGAAGUACAGUCCUCCUCCCUAUUCUAAACAACAAACUGUCUUCUGGGACACUGCUAUAUGACGCAGGCAUAGUUUAAAGACUGUCACAUGAAUCUAAGGUUUGAA
Molecule: messenger RNA, 2218 nt
Organism: Nanorana parkeri
Lineage: Eukaryota; Metazoa; Chordata; Amphibia; Anura; Dicroglossidae
Gene: NYAP2
Product: neuronal tyrosine-phosphorylated phosphoinositide-3-kinase adaptor 2
Exons: 6
Coding region: 30-2174 (714 amino acids)
Biological process (GO): neuron projection morphogenesis; phosphatidylinositol 3-kinase/protein kinase B signal transduction
Source: RefSeq, a predicted model, not a curated record